AUGUCCAAGAAUCUUGUGCCGCCGCUCGCCGCUCUCACCAGUGUCUUCACUCCGCCGUGCUCGACAACAUGGCUGCUGACCACUACGAGAGUGCCAUCCCAAUGCCCCCCGUUCCCUACCAAUGGCCCUUCUGCUUGCGAUCCGCCAUCGUGGGACAGGUACCUUGCCAGCUGCGGGUUCGAGUACUACUCACCAGCUAUCUGUCCGAGCGGGUUCAGCAUCGGGCCUUCGUGUGAGAUCACCAACCCGCGGACGGCCCAGGAUUUCCCGGCCAUUGAGGCCGGCGAGACAGCGGCGUACUGUGUGCCUAGCGGUCACACUUGUACGAGCGACACGUCUGACUUUCGAGGUGGAGUGUGGGGAGUCUUGCGUACGGCUUCGGCCAACGGCGCUGCGGCGACUGUCGGACCGGCCAUUCAGAUUCGUUGGCGGGAGGAAGACUUGUCGUUACUCGAGACCGAUCCGCUGACGCCUGGACUGUCGACACCCGAGACUACGACCACCGUGAUACAAGUGCCUUCUUUAUCCCUUUCUCACGCAACGACCACCGCUACCUCCGUUUCCGAGACUCUAAUUCUAUCCUUGAUGGCAGAGGACACGUCUCACCCGUCAAUAGAACCCCAGAUUCCGUCCUCCACGUUCUCUGCGUCCACCCCUGCAAUCUCAACGUCAGUCACGACAUCUGCCGCGAGAAAGGACCCAACGAUUACCACCACCUCGCUCGGUCAGCCCAGUACCCUGGCUUCAUCAGCUGUUGGAUCCACCAGUGAGGAAAACGAGCGCGCCGGCGUCUCUAGCUUCAGUUUAGCAGCUGUCGUCCUGACGGGUAUCCUAAUUGCGAUAAUCCAGGGGUAUGCCAUCUUCAUGUUCAUCAGGCGUUACCGUCAGUACCGUGCUGGCAAGGUAGACAGCUUGUUCCCCCUCGAGGUUGGCGUAUGGCUGCGUCAGUGUGUCGGACGGGGUCGUCAAAGAAACGCCAAACACCCGGAGGAAGAGAGUCCCAGGCCAAAGAACCCGGACGCCGAGCUGGGCAUAGAUGGCCCGCUUCCAGAGCUCGGCCCCGGGGAUGUUCUAGGGACGGAUUCGAAUCCAGCUGAGCUCGGCAGCAAUCCUGAAAGAUGGAGCUGGAUGCCCCGAGUGUCGAAGAUGUUGACUGUCCGGUUAGGGAGAGACUCACUAGGGCCCUGA
Anthostomella pinea is the source of this 1188-nucleotide messenger RNA. The record is from the annotation of a GenBank genome assembly. Lineage: Eukaryota; Fungi; Ascomycota; Sordariomycetes; Xylariales; Xylariaceae.